AUGAUGCUUGACGUAGACGUUGUUGACACGCAGGUGUUGUCCAUUCUCAUUCAUUUAUCCUGUUCCAAAAUGACUCAGCCAGUAAGGCCAACAGCCGUAGUUGGUACCCACUCGUACGUUUAAGUCGACGAAUAAAAAAGUGGUCCUGUCUCUUCGUGGAACCUAUGCUUGGUCUCAGCUGGGGAGUUAAGGGCGCUUGGUUAAGCAAUGAUGAGACUGACAGGUUCAUUGGAGGAGGGGAGAUGAAGAGAUAGAAUGAGCGCAGUUCUUUCUGUUGCAAGGAAAAAAUCAGGCAGCUUCUGACAGCAACCCCCAAAAUCAUGCACUCUGGUCAAGUUGUUGACUUGCCUUGCCAGAGGGAAGUCAAUUUGUUUCUUGUCCAUAUGUAGCCUGCUUUGCUUUUGUCGAUGACUGCUGCUUUACAGGUUUCAUUUAAUGCAAGAAGAUCGUUUAUGAGGCCAGUUAUCAUAGUCUUGAAGUUCCAGGCGUCCAAACUUAAGGCAGUUACUCGGCGAGACAGCAACCUUUUGGGCAGGUGCUGCCCAGCUUAAGGCGGAGCAGGAGCUACCAGUGAAACGCGAUGGUCUCUCCCAUGGUCAGUCCCUGGCGUAUAACUUUACGCCAAUUGAGGUGAAGACAUAUAACCGGUAUACUGCUGCUUCGGUGUUGAUUCGACGCCGAUCGGCGAAGCUGAAGGGUCCUCUCCAAUGUGCAAAGCCUGGGUAAGUAUCUAUGGAUGAUGAGCUGUUAUCAAAUCGGCAGAUUUCCCUUCUCCACGUCGCUGAAAUUAUCCAAUGGAAAUCUUGUGGCAGAAAAAGUUCCAUCGUUAGUACGUCUAAAAUACGUGCAUUUCUGCCAUACCAAUAGUAGAGCAUUUCAGGAGCCGCACAGAAAACAAGACAUAUGACUAAGGAAAAGUCAAUACAACCUAAAUGUAAUCAUUUAUAGAACAAAUAAGUCAAGUGAACGCCACAAGUUAACAGGCGAAUCAUGAACGUGGCAUACAUUUAAGCUCCGUUUAUAUUUUAGGGCGAUUAUAUAUAGCUGAACCAUUUGUCCACUCCAAGAGCUUACAACAGCGGUCGUGCAUACUCUGAUUCUCUCGCCUUUACCUAGUUGACUCGGCUAGGUAACCCAAAGUAUAUGGAGAAAAGAUGACUCGGUUUGGUGGAUGACCCUGCCAUCGAAUUAGGGUGACCCAGCUAGGUGGGUCACUCCUUCUACCCAACUAACUUUUUUUCUUCAUCGUGACGGUUUUUCAAGGUUUGUAAGUAAAUUUAGGAAAAUUUGGCUCACCCAGGGUUGCUUGGGUAGGCGAGUGACCCCUCUUAUCUAAGAAACGUUUUCUCUACACAAACAGGGCCUUAAAAACACAUCAUCACAUUUACAAACUAGUAAGUGUAGCUUUCCUUGCUGACAAUAAGGUUUAAUUAAUAAGGUUCUGUUGACAAACGUUGAGAGACGUACACUGUCAGGCGUUUUUCUUCGGGCAAUUUUUAUAAACGGAAGGAAAAAUACCGACAAAUCUGCAGGAAAAUAAAAAACUCGUCUGGGUAAAUUUAAAGGCUAAAGUUUACAAACUUUUCAACUCGAGCACUCUUUCAGUAUUUGCAUUUUUGGAGUCCAAGAGCGAAAGGACAUACCAAGUAAAACCCUGCCUUUAAACGGGGCAGUCUGUGUGCAUUGAACAAACAUGUCUUGGAAAUUCGUUCGUCGCUGUUUACAAGAAGGGCCUAUAAGCAUUAGGGACCUUACUCAAAAAGUGACGACGAUGCAAUGUAAUACAAUCAUGUACCUUGUAACAAAAAUCUUGCUUUAAUAACCUCGUUAUUAAUUAUCUUUUUUUGUUUGCCGGGCAAGUUAGAGGAAGAACAGAAAAUAAGUGUCAAGACAAAAAAGCUUGAACUUGAUUGAGGACUUCUCGGAAAUGUACCAAAGUGUCAAUAGCACGUGCAGCCGUGCAAAGACAUGUUUUACGGUUAUGUCAGGAAACGUUUGUUUAGCCUUUCAGGCCGAAAUCGCCUUGUCAUAACCUGAGUAACUUUCUAACUGACAUUAACUAAUUCUUUUGGGUUUUAGAGGCUGCUAGGCAUUCUCCCCUCUUAAAUGGGAAGGUACGGUCAAGCACUCACUCGAGUAUAUUCAACUUUGAAUGUGCUCAUGAAAAUCUAUAUUUAACUCAUCAAAAAUGGUUGAACAACUUCCUGAAAUUUGAAACUGACUCUAUAUUUGUAUUACAAGCAAAAUCCGCCCAUACGCGUAAAAAACAAGGUUUCAUUCUUUGUUUUUCCCGGUACUUUUACGACAACGAUCACUGGAUGCACUUCAAAGACGCAAACACGUUUUCUUUUAAUUUAGCCACAGUGUAGCUGAAUCAGAAUUUUUUUUUAGAAUCUUGCAAUUAUUUUACAUUUUAUGGCUCUUUCGGAAUGAACUAUUCUCACUGGAAAGGACCAACAACAGCUAAAAUGAUCUUUAUCCAAGUGCAUGCGUUUCUAGCUGACCAACAAAAGUUGUAACCAAUAAAUUUGAGUAUCCGUUUACAACUUACACGGCCAUUAUAAGGUAUUUGCUUCAUUUAUACGUAUCGGUGGCCAAUAUAAACCAAGCCAAAUAUAAUUAAGUAAUUCGAUCUUUAUCAUAAUGGCAUCAACAACCACACUAUAUUCCUGUUUUGGUGCCAAACAGAACAAUGAUAUCCUAAAGUAAGCAAAUGCCAUUGGAGACAUAUUGCAUCAAUGGCCUUAUCACUACUCCAAAUGACGUUGGGGCGGGAAAAUGUUUAAAGAAACAUGGAAUAUCAUAUCUACAAACAAUUGCUCAUAAUGCACUUAAGGAAAGUGAUUUUCUAUAACCCGUGACUAACGACCAACGCUCCUGUUGAGGAACUUCUACUAGAGUUCGAAUGCACUGUUCCCCGGCCCCGUAUUUGGCCUCAAGGUUGAGAUAUGUAUAAAUCGGAAGUAAAAACAAGCAAAUCUGACUUCAAAAAGGAAAAAAAAUGUUAAUGAGCCUAAAAAUUAGUUUUCGUCUAUUAAACGAUCGCAGUUUUGCGUGUAUAAACCAAUACAGUUUUGUUCACGAGUCAAUUUUUGCACCAAAAAAUUGAAUGCCGUGCUUUUUGAUAGCAUUCCAAGAAUAUAUAUGAUUGAAAUAUAUAUGAUUGAUCAACGAGGGAAUAAACCAGAUAAUUUAUCCUUGCAAAAAAUGAUGCAAGAUGAAGUUUACAUCUUCCUCUACAGUCAACAUAUAAGAGACAGCAAGGACAUUACACAAUGUAACAGUCACAGCAAAGAAGUCGAAUUACAAAGGCCUACGUGAAAGGUGAGAACAAAUCUAUUUCAUACCAUCCCUCUGCGAAGUUGUAACUAAACAACUGCAAAAUUGUGAGUUAGGCAUGGGGAACCCUGUAUGCAAGCCUUCGCUUUUUCAGCGAUAAUAGAAGCGUUCGAUUUAUAUAAAUGGGAAAACCAGCUUUUGGUCGUCACUCUCUUUUGUAGAAGAGAGAAAUUGUUUUGUUUUUAUGAUUGUAGUUAUUGUUCAGUGCUUUUUUUUUUUAUUUACAGAUUAAAAAUGAAACUUUUUAAGGGGAUUGUUGCUGCCAUAAUUACUGUGACGUUGAGUUCACAAACUCUCUGCGCCCCACCACAGUCAGCACCAAGCACAAUUCAAAUCCUCGUCACUUAUGUGAUUCCAUCCAAAACUGCCAAUGCCACAUAUGAGGUAUGAAUGGUGUGAGGUUUGUAGCUGAUCAGAAGUAAUAUUUUCUAAAGAAAGGUUAUUUAGCCUUUCUCUCUUUCAAUUCAUGCUACUCGAAAACUACAUCAAACUCUCGCGUACGUUCCUUUUCUAUUGGUACAUAACAAAAGACUGUGAUCACAUGUAUUUCUCGAACAGGAAAUCUAACACAUGAAUCAAAAACGUCCAGCGAUUUUAUUUGUGCUGUCCACUGACAGUGAUGCAUAAAAACGUUGAAGAGAUAAUUGUUGAUUAUUUGUUACCAACAAAAGAUGACGGUCAAUUGUCUUUUUUCUGGUUUCUUGCUGGCCUGAAUUUCAGCCGUCUCGGCUUCGAGCCGUAAUCUCCCGAGAAAGACGUCUAAAUCAAACAAGCAGCUCAUAUUGUCCAGUGAAGUCACUAGCCGAAAACUGGAAACCAAGAGUAAAACAAUUAUUUACCGUGCAGACCUUUCCGGACGAUAUUUCUUUGUUUGCCAGUUGAAAAUAGCGUUGUUCUUUCUGCAUGAAUUAAUUAAGCAAAGGAGUAGUGACGUCACUGGACGGCAUUACCGGCUCAAUGAUUCAGACGUCUCACUCGUGCAGUUUGCAACUCGAGGAGAUGGUUGAAAUUCACUCUAGUAUCUCGUAAGCUAUUAUAGAAAAGUGAAAAUGUUCACCUCCUUUUUUCCCUAUCUAUCUAUCUAUCUAUCUAUCUAUCUAUCUAUCUAUCUAUCUAUCUAUCUAUCUAAUGUCACUGUUUAUCUAAAUAUCGAUUUAUUUAUUUAUUUAUUUAUUUAUUUAUUUAUUUAUUGCAGAUGAAAAACCUGUACCACUUCAUCAACUCAACAAGUUAUCUUUUCGAGCCACCCUUCAGCCGCUUUCCGCCACAAAUCAACACACAAUCUUGCACCUUAAACCAGGUAUCCCUUUGAAAUCCUUCAUCUAAAGCUAACACUGACUAUACUCUCAUGAUUUAGUCACAAGCUAUGACUAAAUUCAUUAGAUUUUUUUCAAUUUAAGGACAUUGAUUGAACGAAAAGAAGGAAGUUGACAAUAGGUGCAGAUUCGUGCAACCAAGUUACUUAAAAAAACACAAUUGCUCCAAUCGGUUUAUUUCUCUGCUGUAUAUCCAAUAAAUUUUGACAGUUCUAGAGUGGCUGUUAGGAAUGUAUUUGAAUAUCGUUUUUUUUUCUGAAGCAAUUAAAGGACAAUCUAACAAUCGCCUAUGAGAAGAUGGAUGUUUUCAGAAGUCCGCUGUACAUGGCCUUAUCCUAUGAAGAAAAUCAAGGGUCGUUGCACAAUUCAGUGGCUCAGAUGCUCUGGGACAUAAGCACUGACAUCAAUGCGACAUCUGUAAUGCUUAUUCGCGAGGUAACAAAAUUUUGAUUUGAAUUGAAUUAUAACUUUUUCGAAGGGACCCAAACACGGAAUAUAUUUUUUGCAGGCCAAGAACGUGAUACUAGUUUAAAAUGAUUUAUUUUAAAAUAGAUUUGCCACAUGUAUUUUUCCCAAGGUUUAGAGGAAGUCCAAACGAAACGACACCAGGAAACCUGACAAAGUAUUUCGCAUGUGAUUAAAAAAUUUCACUUUUACAGCCUACAAAAGCUAUCCAUAUUUUCUCUGUGUUUUCACAGUAUAUCGUGAAAACCCUUUAGGCCAUCAUUUAUUCCAAACGAUUAGAUGCAAAACGAAAUAGAUUAAUUACUUAAUUUUAAUUCCCCACAGUUGUUGAAUAGCUGGGUGGCGCUAUCCAUCGGAUAAAUCACUAUCCAGUCGAUAAGUAUUAGAAAAACUAAUUGCAAUAUCUAUUGGAUUAGCGCUAUCCACCAUUUGAGCAACUGGGGACAGCGAUUAAAAUCAUUCAAAAUAAGUCUGAUAAGUCUCAACAUCUUUUGCAAAUUUUUCAGAUGCAAAAGAACACCUUCCCUGUACCAACCACUGCUACUGGAAAUUUUACGGCGCAGAUGAACCACAUCAUUCGAGUGUAUCUACAAACACUGGUUAAAGCUAACUUGCUGGUAAGAUAAUCACUUCUCGUACCAAAGAAUUGUUUUUUUCAGGGAUGAAAUAAAGAAAAAAAAUAUGUAAAAGACCAUUACUGAAUCUACCCAAACAAAAUUUAGUAUACUGCUGUUAACUCCUUAAUGAGGCACUUUUGGGGAAAAUUUUCCUUUAGUUUAGGCAGGGAAUGAAAAAACUAAUAACUUGAGCUACUGGUAGCUGCGUGGUCAUUCCCGAAAAAUUUAAUGGUGCUCUUAGUUAUCUCAUGUAGGUGCGAUGUGGAAAAAGUGUAACGGUAAUGUGGUUACCCUGAAAUGAAAUCCAUUUUCUUCACAGCAAGGUCCUCUUACAGAUGACAUGGUGACGAUUUACCGCAAUUACGUCCUUCUCUACUCGCUACAAAACGUCGUUAAAGAGGUCACUACUUGUGUCUUCUAUUUGUAA
This is a messenger RNA of Porites evermanni, 6164 nucleotides long. The record is from the annotation of a GenBank genome assembly. NCBI's taxonomy places the organism in Eukaryota, Metazoa, Cnidaria, Anthozoa, Scleractinia, Poritidae.